Messenger RNA from Nerophis lumbriciformis (worm pipefish), 2009 nucleotides. RefSeq lists its product as uncharacterized. Gene Ontology annotation, molecular function: DNA-binding transcription factor activity, RNA polymerase II-specific; RNA polymerase II cis-regulatory region sequence-specific DNA binding. Lineage: Eukaryota; Metazoa; Chordata; Actinopteri; Syngnathiformes; Syngnathidae. The record is from RefSeq and is a predicted model, not a curated record. Gene Ontology annotation, biological process: regulation of transcription by RNA polymerase II.
AGGUUGGCUAAGAUGGCGGAAUGAACGGCUGUGACUUCCUAAAAAUGUUUCAAGUGUCCGAUCUUACAGCUAAAUAUAUUCCAAAACAUUCAUUUUGUCUAAAUCCCACGAAACGGAAGUUGAGUUUGGAGCGAUGGAGUGUUACCGGAAGUGAAGAUUGAAGACGUGAUAGAAGAUGGACGACUACUGCUAUGCUAAGAUGGCGACGUCCGCUAAAAGAGAACAUGAAAGAGAAUCAACUUCCAGCAAAUCACCAACGGAGAUAAAGACGAAAACUGCACAUGAAGAUGAACGAGUUGAAGUUUCCAACGAAGAAAAAAUUCUGACUGAAAAGAGCGUUGACGAAAAGUUAGCCGAAUAUGUUGAAGAACGUAAACAAAGGACCGCCAUGAUUGUUGGCUUGAAGAAGGCAGUGGAGUUCACAUCAGAGGAGAUGAAAGAAUGCAAAAGUCAAAUGAAGAAAGUGGAAGAGCAAAACAAGCGCUUGUGUAAAGAAAAGAAUGAUGUGAAAGAAGAGAUGUUGGGGAAGAGUAAGAGAUGUGAAGAGAAGACUGGACCACAUGUCUACAUCAACGUGCAGAGGAUUGGAGAGGUCCAUCAGCUGAUUGGUCAUCCAGAAGAAGUUUCCCCUCAGCCAGAGGGGGAUAGAUCCACUUUGAAGCAGGAGACUCCACAGCCACCCCGCAUUAAAAAGGAAGAGGAGGAACUCUGGAUCACUCAGGAGGGAGAGUGUCUUCUAGGACGAGAGGAAGCUGAUCUCACCAAGUUGCCACUGACUGUUGUCUCGGCGAAGACUGAAGAUGAUGAGGAGAAACCACAAGGAGACAACCUCUUAGCGCCACUAUCAGAUAGUGAGGCUGAAGACGAGGUUGAAGUGUCUCUGAGCAGCGAUACAGACUGUGAAGGUGAUAUGAGGACUCACACUGACAACAAACACUCAAAAAAGAAGACAGGUAAAAAAGGUUUGAGCUGCUCCGUUUGUGGUAAAAACUUAAGUAAAGAAAGCCUUUUAACUCAACACAUGAGAAUGCACACGGGAGAAAAACCAUUUAUCUGUUCAGUUUGUGGCAAAAGCUUCACUUUGAAGAGCAAUUUGACUGAACACACGAGAACGCACACUGGAGAAAAACCAUUCAGUUGUUCGGUGUGCGCAAAAACCUUCACGCACAGGAGCUGCCUGACUCAACACAUGAAAACGCACACAGGAGAAAAACCAUUUAAUUGCACAGUUUGCGCAAAAAGUUUCAUUUCAAAACCAAGUUUGACGCUACACAUGAGAAAGCACACAGGAGAGAAACCGUUUCAUUGUUCAGUCUGCGGUAAAAGCUUUACUCAGAAGAGCCAUUUGACUGAACACUUGAGAACACACACCGGAGAAAAGCCAUUUAACUGCUCAGUUUGUGGUAAAAGCUUUUCUGUAAAGUGGAAUUUGACUCAACACAUGAGAACACACACAGGAGAAAAAACUUUCAAUUGUUUAGUUUGUGGUAUAAGCUUUUUUCAAAAGGGAAGUUUGACUAAACAUAUGAAAAGGCACACUGCUGAAAAUGUGUUUAAUUGUUCAGUUUGUGGUAAAAAGUUUAGGACUAAGAGCCAUUGGACUGAACACAAGAGAAUGCACACUGAAGGUAAAAAACAUUGAAUUACUCAGUUUGGGGUACAAACUUUUUUCCCAGACCUGGUUUGGCUCUACACUUACUGAAACACACUGGACCAAAACCAUUUAGUUGUUUAGUUUGUGGUUAAAGAUUUUCUCUAAUAAGCAAUUUGACCAAACGCAGCACAAUGCACGUGGGUGAAAAAAGUUCAAUCCAAUCCAAUCCACUUUGUUUGUAUAGCACAUUUAAACAACAGAAAUGGUUCCAAAGUGCUGCACAACAAUAUUAAAAACAAUAUUCAAAUAUUAUCCUCAGCUCCACCAAUGACAAUAAAAAAUUUUAUAAAAUAAACAUAAAAAUAAAUAUGAUUAAAAACGAUUUUAAAGGGUAAAACCAAUUAAAACAAUAAAU